Seriola dumerili (greater amberjack) is the source of this 2129-nucleotide messenger RNA. RefSeq names its product adenylate kinase 7 (gene ak7b). The transcript is spliced from 18 exons. Gene Ontology annotation, cellular component: cytoplasm. The record is from RefSeq and is a predicted model, not a curated record. The coding region runs from base 1 to 2103 and encodes 700 amino acids. Gene Ontology annotation, biological process: nucleobase-containing compound metabolic process. NCBI's taxonomy places the organism in Eukaryota, Metazoa, Chordata, Actinopteri, Carangiformes, Carangidae. Gene Ontology annotation, molecular function: AMP kinase activity; ATP binding.
AUGGAGAAAGUCAAGCAGUCACCCAAACGAGUUUUUAUCAACAACAUAGACUCAUACUCAUCCAAGCACAUCGCCAAGUUUGUGUCUGAAUGUGUUGUGGGAACAUCUGUUGAUCCUGAUGGAGAGAUGGAGACUGAGGAGGAGGAGAGGAUGAAAUCAAACAACAGCGGAGCAGCAGCCUUUCAGGUGGUAGGAAGUGUCUCUGAGAAAUCAGACGAGGACAGACCGCAUGUGCUGGAGGAGUAUUUAGGACUGGACAGAGACCAGCUCCUUCCAAAACUAAUGAGCUGUGAUGUUAUCAUCUACAACAUCAGCCAGCACAGUGAACAGGUGGAGGAGGCCCUCUGGGCUGUUUCAGCUCUUCACAAUGAAAUGGGGAAUUUUUCUGGACCAAAGACGUUUAUCCUCAUCUCCACAGUGAUGACUUGGGCAUGCAGCAAGCCAGUGGACCCUGAUGACGUGGAGCUUCCUUUCACUGAUCAGAUUUUCUGGAGAAGAAGAGCACAUCCCAGCUUCAAACAACACAUUGACCUGGAGAAAAGGGUGGUCAAAAUGGGCAAAACUAACAGAACAUUGUUCUCGACAUACGUGGUGGCGUCAGGACUUCAGUAUGGGAUGGGAGAGCAGGUCUUCCACUUCUUUUUCAAGACGUCGUGGCUGGGACAAGAACCUCAAAUACCUGUCUUUGGAGACGGCAGCAAUAUCAUCCCCACGAUUCACAUCAAUGACCUGGCAAGUGUGAUUCAGAACGUGAUUGAACAUCAGCCCAAACCAUAUUACCUGCUGGCUGUGGACUAUUCCAACAACACCAUGGAGAACAUUGUAAAGACAGUUGCCUCUGCACUUGGACCAGGGAAGAUCCAGAAAAAGCCAUUUGAAGAAGCCUUCCUCACAAAGGACUUAAGUACAACGGAAAUUGAUUCCAUGCUGGUCAACCUUCGCAUGGAGGGCGUCUAUGUCAAGGAACUGUUCUCUAUCAACUGGCAGUGUGAAUCUGGUUUGGUGGAAAACAUGGAGCUGGUGGUGGAGGAGUACCGGCAGAGCAGAGGACUGCUGCCCAUCCGUCUGUGUGUUCUGGGUCCUCCUGCAGUGGGGAAAAGUACAGUAUCAAAGCAGAUCUGUGAACACUACAAGCUCCAUCACAUCACACUGAAGGAGACCAUCUCUGAAACCAUCACACAGCUAGAAAACACUGUGAAGAGAUUUGAUCCAGAUGCAGAGAACGAGGAUUCAGCAGCAGAGGCCCAUGACCUGCUCAACAGACUGAAGGACAGUAUGGAGCAGAGUGGAGGUCAUAUGGAUGACCAGCUGUUGGUGAAGGUGCUGAAGGUAAAGCUGAUGUCUAACCCUUGCAGAAAUCAAGGUUUUGUUCUUGACGACCUUCCCAAGACAUAUGAACAAGCUAAAGAGCUCUUCAGUGCUGAAGAAGAUGAAUCCGAAGAUGGGACAUCCCACAUUUCUUCACAUAGCAGGAAGAUUAUGCCAGAGUUUGUGUUGCGCCUGGAUGCAACAGACGCCUUCCUGAAGGACCGGGUGAUGAACCUGCCUGAGAGGCUGGUGCAGGAACACAACUACGAGCAUGAGCACUUCCUGCGAUGCCUCGCCAGUUACAGAGAAAAUAACAUGGAGGAUGAAACUGUUGUCAACUACUUUGAUGAGCAGGACAUGACCCCUCUGAACCUGGAGAUCACCAGCAGUGACGAACCUGACUGCCUGCUGCUGAUGCAGAAGAUCUACGACACGGUGGGCAAGCCCAGGAACUACGGCCCCAGCAGUCAGGAGGUAGAGGAGGAGGACAUGAGGAAGGCUGAAGAGAAACUGAGGAGAGAGGCUCUGGAGAGGGCACAAGAGGAGCAGAUGGAGGUGAAGGAGGCCAGACACAGGACUGCACGCUGGGAGGAGUGGACUAAUGGUUUGGAAGAGGUGAGGCAGCAGGAGGAGGAGCUGCUGGAGGCCCAGUCAGUCCCUAUGAGGAACUACCUGUUGGAGCACGUCAUGCCCAUUCUGACCCAGGGUCUGAUCGAAUGCUGCAGAGUGCGACCACACGACCCCGUGGAUUUCCUGGCAGAGUACCUGUUUAAGAACAACCCCUCUGACUACUGAAUGUACACACUUCUACAGAUACAAAU